AUGGGCAGUCACGUUGACACCUCGACGGAGGUUCCAAAGGUCGAUACGGUGGCUGAAACUCCGGAUGCCGCAAAUGCGACGGCAAAUAGCUCAAGGGCGCCGGGAACUGGAGAAGCCGUGCCCUAUGGAGUGCCUGGAGCAACACCCACGCACGUGGAAGGUGUUGCAUCUCCAAAAGCUUCGCCGAAGCCGUCCCCUCGUGAUGAAGCGGCAAGUUUGCCGAGCUCAGAUGCGGAAGCUGCGGAUCCAGCCGACAAACGUGCAGCUGAAACUGGUGAUGAGCCGCCGGCAAAGAAGAGCCGACUUCAUAAGGAAAUUCGUGGAUUGGUGAAGGUUGUGAAAGACGUUGUGAUUGGCCUCACCGCCUCGACGUCCACUUUGGACAGAGUGGACCAAGUGUCCGCCAAGUACUUCCUAACAUCGAUGCAACAGCACUCGACGUCCAUGAACAAUAUCAGCUGGCAGGUGACUGGGAGCAAAUCCCAAGUCAAUCCAACGCUGAAAGAGCUUUGUCGUGAUUUGAACGACAAGAUCAAUACAGGGAACAGGAGGUUGGACGAAAUCAAGCAAGAAAGACGCUCGCAGCAUGAACAAUCACUGCAGUAUCUGAAAGGCAUCGAAUCGGCAGUAGACAGGAUGGUGACUGCGUUGACGCAGUUGAAUGUUGUGACUGCUGCUCCGAUUGCACCAACUGGAGCUCCUGUGGGACCGGGUGUGGCAUCAACUGGAGUUCCUGUGGGGCCGAGUGUUGCAGCUCCUGGGGUUCCU
This is a messenger RNA of Cladocopium goreaui, 768 nucleotides long. The record is from the annotation of a GenBank genome assembly. Lineage: Eukaryota; Dinophyceae; Suessiales; Symbiodiniaceae.